Messenger RNA from Effrenium voratum, 5481 nucleotides. NCBI's taxonomy places the organism in Eukaryota, Dinophyceae, Suessiales, Symbiodiniaceae. The record is from the annotation of a GenBank genome assembly.
AUGGCUGCGAAUGGCGCGGCUGCGAAUGGCGCGGCAGAAAAGCCGGGCUUCUUCGCGCCGGACAUUCAGACCCUGCUGCGGCAGCGGGCGGCGCGGCUGGAAGGCUUGCCCGACGCGAUCCUCGAUUCGGACAACUUGGACUCCGAUGGCAGCGAGCAGUGGGAUGGCGAAACCAAGGACGCGCCAGAGGAGGUUGAGCCCAAGAAGCCGGAUGCGAGGCCACUCUCCGUGACCGACCUCUUGGCAGCGGGGUUUCUACGAGUAGAGGCAGAGCCCCUGGACGUGGCGGCAGCGCGCCGUAGCUUCGCAGCCAAGGAGGAUUGCCAGCAAGUGACCUUGGAAGGUCGCCCAGAGCCGGCGCCCAUGAGGCUGCGGCGGUUGCAGAGGGAGGUGGCCACCCUCUGCCAGUGGGCCGAAGAUGCGCCCGAAGCGAGCGCAGGUGCGCUGCAGCUAUGCAAGGAGGCGCGCCUGGCUGGAGAGAAGCUGAAAGAAUCCAAGGAGCUGCAAGCAGAGCAGCGGGUGUGGCUGCCGCCAGAGUCCGAUCAGACUCGCCAGGACCUUGCUGCGGCGUCGCAGCUGCUGCGCCUGAACCGCGAGGAGGCGACCGGCAAAGGUCCCAACUACAACCUGGCAGCGCCGAGCGCUGGCUGGUUGUUGUCGAACCAGGCUGAGGCGGUUGCCGGGCUGCAGGAGCGCCUCCAGACUGUGCGGGAAGCGCUCGGGGAGAACGAGGCGCUGGAGGGCCCGCUGGCAGCGGAGAGCCGGCGCCUGCAUCAGCGCCUCGAGCGGCUCGAGACCUUGGGCGGCGAUUCCUGUGAGCGCCUGGUUGCAUCCUUGGCGCUGCUGUGCGCGGACAUCGACGUGGCGGUGAGCAGCGCCAAGCAUCUCGAGGCUAUGGAGGCGGAGCAAGAGAGGGAGGAGCAGGAGCUGAGCAAGCCGGUGUCCCCCACCUCCAAGGCUUUGGCUCAGGAGGUGGAUGCCGGCGUGGAAACCGUGUCCAUGCAGGUGGAGCGCCUCUACGAGGAGGUGGCCUCCCUGGACACUUUGGCGCUCAGGGCCAAAGACCUGGAGCAGCAGCUCUGCGGCCAGGACGCGCUGCGAAAGCAGCUGGAGCUUUUCGCCUCAGACCUGGCCAUGGCGGAGGCGCGGAGCACCAAGGCCGUGGAGAUGUUGAAAGCCACCAGCUCCGUUGCCACCUCUAUGCGCGAAGCCUCCAAAGCCUCCUCCGAGCGCCUCCAGAAGGACCUGCGCUCGCUGGAGGAGAAGUUGGGGAAGCUGCCGCAGUUCCCUGGCCCAGUGGAUUUGCAUAGCACCGGGCCCUGCGGUGACACUUCGCAGCGGGUGGGAAAAAGCCGCGGCUUGCGGACGAGCAUGCGCCAUGCGCCAGACAUCUUGCUGGGCGGUUUGGUACCAGCCAUGGAACGGCCGUGUUUACCGCCACGGGGUGCCACCCAGACCUCUGAGGAUCUCUUUUCCACCAGGCAUGGCAAAGCCUUCCAAGACUGCCGGGACUCCCAGGCCGCGGCCGUGGCCGCCGCGGCACUGGGCGGCGCAGCGUUCCUGGCACCCGGCACCAGCCGCGGCGCGAGCGGGCAAGUCUCCGCCUUGCGAGGGCAAGCGCGGGCGCCAACUGUCCAACAGGACACUUCGGCGCUUGGCUCCGCCGCAGCCGUGGCCGUGUGCAGCGCAGCGGUGCUGGUGAGCCAGGCACGCAAGGCGCAGGCCAGUGGGAAGAGCUCGGCUGUGGCCCUUAUGGCCUUUGAGCAGGAGCUUGGCGUCCAGCCGCCAGUGGGCUACUGGGACCCCCUGGGCCUGGCCAAAGAUGGCGACGUGGAGACCUUCCAGCGCAGGCGCUCUGUGGAGCUCAAGCACGGGCGCAUCGCCAUGCUGGCGACCAUGGGCUACAUUACUCCGGAGAUUGCUGGCAAGUUUCCAGGAUACCUGAGCCCCAGCGCCGGCCUGAAGUUCGCAGAUGUCCCCAACGGCCUCGCCGCCAUCUCCAAGGUCCCGGCGGGCGGAUGGACCCAGAUCCUGCUGUACAUGAGCUGGUGCGAGGUGUCCCGCGGAGCUGGCUCGGACAUUGCCAGCGGCAAGCCCGGCGACUUUGGCUUCUAUGUGCUGACUUCUGCGGACCCAGAGGCGAAGAAGAAGAAGCUCAGCGCCGAGUUGGCCAACGGCAGGCUGGCCAUGAUGGCCAUCAUCGGCAUGUUCUACCAGGACGGCCUCACUGGCUCCGCCUGGGGCGACUGGGCCAACUACACCGACAGCCCCCUGCGCGCCGCCGCGCCCGACUUCUCAGCGGAGAUGGGUGUGACGCCUCCUCUGGGCUUCUUCGACCCUUUGGGCCUCAGCAAGUUCGACGACCCGGAGGUGGCUGCGCAGCAGUUCAAGCGCCGCAGGAUCAUCGAGAUCCAGCACGGGCGUGUUGCCAUGCUGGCCUGCAUCGGCUACAUCGUUCCAGAGUUCGUGCGCUUCCCAGGCUACUGCUCCCCUUCCGAGAACGUGGCUUUCGCGGACAUCCCCAACGGCCUGAAGGCCGCUCCGAUGGUGCCCCUGGUAGGCUGGGCGCAGAUCGUGGCCUUUGUUGGAACCAUUGAGAUUCUCAACCUGCAGCAGAUCCAGAGCGAUGUCUUGGGCGACUAUGGCUACGGUGCCUUCGGCCUCCCCUACGGCAAGAAGAUCGAGGACAAGGACAAAAAGAUGAAGAGCCUGAACGCCGAGAUCAACAACGGGCGGCUGGCCAUGAUGGCCAUCAUCGGUAUGUUCUUCCAGGAUGGGCUCACCGGUUCCGCAUGGGGCGACUGGGCCAACUACACGGACUCCCCUCUGCGCCAGGCCUUCGAGUCCGAGCUGGGUGUGCAGCCCCCGGUGGGCUUUUGGGACCCGGUGGGCUACACCCGCGACGGCGACGCGGAGACCUUCAAGCGCCGCAGGGAGACGGAGGUGAAGCACGGGCGAGUGGCCAUGUACGCCACCAUGGGAUACAUCGUGCCUGAGUACUUCAAGUGGCCAGGAUACCUGUCCCCGUCCAUGGGCCUGAAGUUCGCGGAUGUGCCCAACGGCCUGGCUGCCAUCACCAAGGUCCCGGGCAACGGCUGGGCGCAGAUCGUGGCCUUCGCGGGUUACUACGAGCUCUUCGUCUACAAGUUCAACGGCACCCCAGGCGACUACGGCUGGAAGGCCAUCAGCUCCCCGGACGCCGAGGUGCGCAAGCGCAAGCUCAACGCCGAGUUGGCGAACGGCCGCCUCGCCAUGAUGGCGAUCAUUGGCAUGUUCUUCCAAGAUGGGCUCACAGGCUCCGCCUGGGGCGACUGGUCCCUCUACACCGACAGCCCCCUGCGUGCCUUUGAGGAGGAGACGGGCGUCCAGCCUCCGGUCGGCUUCUGGGACCCCCUGGGCCUCUCUGCCAGCGGCAACCUCUCCGACUUUAAGCGCCGCCGGGAGGUGGAGCUGAAGCACGGCCGAGUGGCCAUGUUCGCCACCAUCGGCUACAUCCUGCCGGAGUACUGGAGGUUCCCUGGGUACCUCUCCAAGUUCCUGGACGUCAAGUUCUCGGAGGUGCCCAACGGCCUCAGCGCCUUCUCGAAGGUCCCGGCCUUGGGCUGGCUGCAGAUCGUGGGCUUCGCGGGGCUGGUGGAGAUCAACAUCUACAACGAGCAGAUCAACGAUGAGCCGGGGAACUACGGCGCCGGCUUUCUUGGCCUCAGGUCCGUGGGCAUCAUGAACACGGGCAUCACUGAUCCGGAAGUGCGUAAGAAGAAGCUGAACGCUGAGUUGGCCAACGGCCGCCUUGCCAUGAUGGCGAUCAUCGGCAUGUUCUUCCAGGACGGCUUGACUGGCAGCGCCUGGGGCGACUGGGCAAACUACACUGCCUCGCCUUUGCGAGCAUUCGAGAAUGAGCUCGGUGUGCAAGCUCCGGUCGGAUUCUGGGACCCGGCCGGGUUCACGGCAGAUGGCAGCUCCGAGAACUUUGCUCGACGUCGCCAGACGGAGCUGAAGCACGGAAGAAUUUCCAUGCUCGCGACCAUGGGCUACAUUACACCCGAGAUCACCGGCAAAUUUCCGGGCUAUCUGAGCCCUUCCGCAGGCUUGAAGUUCGCGGAUGUGCCCAACGGAUUGGCGGCGAUUUCCAAAGUUCCCGCUGCUGGGUGGGGACAAAUCUUGGCUUACAUGGCCUUCUGCGAGGUGUCCCAGGACCAGUCGGCGGGAACUCCUGCUGCGGCGGGUGACUUCGGAUUCAAGGUGCUCACCGCGUCCGAUCCAGAGGCCAAGAAAACCAAACUCGCAGCAGAGCUUGCGAACGGACGUCUGGCCAUGAUGGCCAUCAUCGGCAUGUUCUUCCAGGACGGCUUGACUGGCAGCGCCUGGGGCGACUGGGCAAACUACACUGCCUCGCCUUUGCGAGCAUUCGAGAAUGAGCUCGGUGUGCAAGCUCCGGUCGGAUUCUGGGACCCGGCCGGGUUCACGGCAGAUGGCAGCACCGAGAACUUUGCCCGACGUCGCCAGACGGAGCUGAAGCACGGAAGAAUUUCCAUGCUUGCGACCAUGGGCUACAUCACCCCGGAGAUCACUGGAAAAUUCCCGGGCUAUUUGAGCCCUUCCGCAGGCUUGAAGUUCGCGGAUGUGCCCAACGGAUUGGCGGCGAUUUCCAAAGUCCCCGCUGCUGGGUGGGGACAAAUCUUGGCUUACAUGGCCUUCUGCGAGGUGUCCCAGGACCAGUCGGCGGGAACUCCUGCUGCGGCGGGUGACUUCGGAUUCAAGGUGCUCACCGCGUCCGAUCCAGAGGCCAAGAAAACCAAACUCGCAGCAGAGCUUGCGAACGGACGUCUGGCCAUGAUGGCCAUCAUCGGCAUGUUCUUCCAGGACGGCUUGACUGGCAGCGCCUGGGGCGACUGGGCAAACUACACUGCCUCGCCUUUGCGAGCAUUCGAGAAUGAGCUCGGUGUGCAAGCUCCGGUCGGAUUCUGGGACCCGGCCGGGUUCACGGCAGAUGGCAGCACCGAGAACUUUGCCCGACGUCGCCAGACGGAGCUGAAGCACGGAAGAAUUUCCAUGCUUGCGACCAUGGGCUACAUCACCCCGGAGAUCACUGGAAAAUUCCCGGGCUAUCUGAGCCCUUCCGCAGGCUUGAAGUUCGCGGAUGUGCCCAACGGAUUGGCGGCGAUUUCCAAAGUCCCCGCUGCUGGGUGGGGACAAAUCUUGGCUUACAUGGCCUUCUGCGAGGUGUCCCAGGACCAGUCGGCGGGAACUCCUGCUGCGGCGGGUGACUUCGGAUUCAAGGUGCUCACCGCGUCCGAUCCAGAGGCCAAGAAAACCAAACUCGCAGCAGAGCUUGCGAACGGACGUCUGGCCAUGAUGGCCAUCAUCGGCAUGUUCUUCCAGGACGGCUUGACUGGCAGCGCCUGGGGCGACUGGGCAAACUACACUGCCUCGCCUUUGCGAGCAUUCGAAACUUUGCCCGACGUCGCCAGACGGAGCUGA